This is a messenger RNA of Morchella sextelata, 1176 nucleotides long. RefSeq lists its product as uncharacterized. The transcript has 2 exons. The record is from RefSeq and is a predicted model, not a curated record. NCBI's taxonomy places the organism in Eukaryota, Fungi, Ascomycota, Pezizomycetes, Pezizales, Morchellaceae. The coding region runs from base 1 to 1176 and encodes 391 amino acids.
AUGGCAUCCCCAAACACACCAAAGCCCACAUCCACCUCCCCCGCAGGCGCUGCCAAAACACUCCAACGCCGCCCUGCCCGCCGCGACAUGUCCAACCCCGACCCCACCGCCCGCCGCAUCCCCAUCCCCAGCAUGCUCCGCUCCGCCACCCUUCAGCCCCGCCCUCGCCCCACACCUCCACCUCCCACCACUGAGCCUGAAAGGUCCACAGGCCCCUAUACUCCCUUCGCCAACCGCGGCCCCUAUGUCGUGGACGAUCCAGGGCCGUAUUGGCUAAGGCUUGAUGACUCGGAACCGGAACCUGAGAGCAGCCCAACGAUGAUACAGAGACGAAAGACUUUUGCAGAUAGGGGUCCGUAUGUACUCGAGAGUACGGUCAGGGCAGAUGUGGUGCCCGAUAGGAGUCCCACGGUGUCGCCAGUUUCUAUGCUGGAGUUGCCUAGAUUUGAUAUUGGCAGUAGAGUCUCGCUCGGAGAGAUCUCGGAGGUCAGUGUUCGGAGCGUUAAAGGCUCUAUUCACCAAGAAAACAGCAAAACAUCCACGUUCAAAAGAACCUCUCCAAGCACCUCCAGCACCACAAGAGCCAGAGCAACCCGCCUCCAAAACCUCACCCCCGAGGAGGCGCACGACCGCUUCCAAGAUCCCAUCGAGAACGACGGCCGCUUCGACGACCCCGUCAUCCCCAUGCGCAACGUUCUCACGCGCUCCGGCACAAUCCACCAAGAACCCAUGCCCGACCCCAUCCGUGUGCUCCCGAAAAUGUCGCGCUCGCAGUCGCUGUACAUGCUUCCCACACUCGCCAAUCUCCCCGCGGCGUAUUCGCUCACGUAUGAAGAGCGCUUCGAUAUCUUUGCGGGCUUUGACGGCAUCGGGAGGCAGAGGACACCCUUUGAUGAUGAGAGUGAGGGGGAUGGGAGUUCGGUGGUGGCGCAGGCGAGUUUGACGAGGGAGAGUACGCCCGUGUAUCAGAUCAGAGGGACAGGGGGGAGAGAGGUGCAGAGGGUGGAGAGGAUGCCGUCGAAUCCGGAGUUUGGGCCGGUGAGGUUUGAGAGGAGUAGGACGGGGUUGAGCUUUUUGAACUUUGAUGGGUUUGAGGGGGGGAUAAGGGUGGUGACUCCGGAGGGAGAUGUUGGAGAGGUGCCGAGUGAGGUUGAGGAAGCCGAAGUUGAAGCAUAG